This is a messenger RNA of Vigna angularis (adzuki bean), 1820 nucleotides long. RefSeq names its product WAT1-related protein At1g09380. Gene Ontology annotation, molecular function: transmembrane transporter activity. Lineage: Eukaryota; Viridiplantae; Streptophyta; Magnoliopsida; Fabales; Fabaceae. Gene Ontology annotation, cellular component: plasma membrane. The transcript has 8 exons. Bases 556 to 1728 code for a protein of 390 amino acids. The record is from RefSeq and is a predicted model, not a curated record.
UAAUAAAGUAUUUUGAGUCUCUCUCUAGGUUUAAGAUUCCCUGUCGAUGUUCAACGUUUGUGUCAGUUCGACAUGAAUAUAUUUCAUGCCAUCAUAUGUUGUCUAGGUCAAAACAGAAGUGAUAUAUAAACCAAGAAAACCACAGAAAAGGCCAAACACUUAACUUUCGGCCACGUAAUUCAACACUGGCUCAGAUGCUACCAACUCUAGUUUGCGUCACAAUUCUUAACUUAUUAUGGUUUGUUGACACCAGAACUUUCUCCUAAGCAAUUUGCUCUAACAUCGGCACUUCCUCAUUUGGAAAUAUUCACUCCUGGCAUUCUAACACGGCACCAACCUUAAAUUACCUCACGAAAAACGUCCCAAUCUAACUAUUUAGUUACGGCAUAUGAUCACUGUCAGUGGCAUAUGCUGACACAACGGCUUUCCUAAGAUAUAUAACACUUUUUCUUUCAUGUGUGUUGCGUUUGUGGCCAUGUUCAUUUCCCUUACAAGUUUUCCAACACUUUUUCUUCUCUUCUUUAGGUGACAUAUACAGUUACAUAAGAGAGAGACAUGAGUGACAUGGAGAGAGCAAUGGAAGAAAAGAAAAGGAGGGGUUUGAGGGAUUGUUUCACAUCAUGGCAGGUUGUAUUGAGCAUGAUAAUGGUGCAAGGUUUUGUGACAGGGAUGCAGCUUCUUUCAAGGGUCAUUUUGGUUCAGGGUUCCUUCAUCUUUUCACUCAUUGCAUAUCGCCAUAUUGUUGCUGCAUUUUGUGUUGCACCUUUUGCUCUUUACUUUGAGAGAGACCGCACAGUGAGUUUUACUCCCAAAGUUUGGUUUUGGCUCUUCGUUAACGCAUUGGUUGGAAUGACUCUGGCUCAAGGCUUAUUCUAUUAUGGGCUGAGAGAUACUUCAGCUACUUACUCUGUUAACUUUCUCAACAUGGUUCCAAUAUGCACAUUCCUCACCUCAGUCAUUUGUAGAUCGGAGAAAUUAGGGCUGAAAAAUUGGAGUGGUAGAACUAAGUGUGCAGGGGCAAUUUUGUGUGUUGGUGGAGCAUUACUUACCAGUUUUUACAAAGGCAAACAAUUUUAUCUUUUUCAUCAUAGUCAUCAUGCUCAAACUGCUGUUGCAGCACACCCAACUCACAUGCUUCGGGGUACUUUCCUUUUGAUCGGCAGCUGCUUCUCAUACACAGCUUGGUUUCUUCUACAAGUCCAAUUGCUUAAAGUAUUUCCACUUAGGUAUUGGGCAACAAUGCUAUCAUGCGUUAUAGCAGCAAUUCAAGCAGGAAUCGUAGGGGUCUGCAUAGAUUCUAGUAAAGCUGCUUGGAGAUUAGAGUGGAAUCUACAACUGGUCACCAUAAUCUACUCUGGAGCACUGGCUACUGCUGCUACAUUCUGCAUACUAUCUUGGGCAAUAACAAUCAAAGGACCUACUUAUCCUUCGAUGUUCAAUCCCCUCUCUCUUAUUUUUGUGGCCUUUUCAGAAGCUCUCAUUCUCGGACAACCACUGACCUUUGGAACGUUGUUGGGCAUGGUUUUGAUCAUAGUUGGGUUGUACUCCUUCUUGUGGGGAAAAAGAAAUGAGAAAAUGGGCAUCACUCAACAGCCAAUCGUGGCAGCUGCAGAAGUGUCAAAUAUCUCUGAUUUGAUUGCUGGGGCAGAAUCAACAGCUACAGUAGUGCCAAGUUCUUCACCGCUGAAUACUCUGGAUUUGGAACACGAUGCUCCUCACAAAAAUUGAAAAGGAAAACUUCAUUUUACUUAUGUUGGCCUGAAAAAAAAUCUACAAUGAUAAAUCAAUGCUUAAUGUAAAUAAAUUUUGUUUGCAACUUA